This is a messenger RNA of Closterium sp. NIES-65, 954 nucleotides long. Lineage: Eukaryota; Viridiplantae; Streptophyta; Zygnematophyceae; Desmidiales; Closteriaceae. The record is from the annotation of a GenBank genome assembly.
AUGUCUUCCACCUCGUCCGUCCAGCUGAAUGUACGCAACACGGCAUGUCAGAGCACUAACUUGAAAUGCACUGACAGACGAUCUCAACGUGAAGCCAAAGUGACGACCUUAGCGCUGCGUUCCAGACCCACCGCCUCUGCUACGUUGACAUGCACUUGCCAAGCCAGCUCGUCUCCUUUGUCGACUUCAUCUUCAGACUCUCAAGCUCGUAAGCCUGCUCGAGCUGUGGUAUCCCUAGAACGAGGAAUCAACAAACUGAUUACCGACGCCGCGUUUCACAUCCUGAACGCCUUUUACGGGACGACGGAGCGCGCGUACGCUCGGUUCUACGUCCUCGAAACGAUCGCGCGCGUUCCAUACUUCUCGUACGUUUCGAUCCUCCAUCUGUACGAGAGCUUCGGCUGGUGGCGACGGAUCGAGUUCCUUAAAGCCCAUUUCGACGAGAGCGUGAACGAAACGCACCAUCUCAUGAUCAUGGAGUCUCUCGGCGGCGACCGGAGCUGGGUGGAUCGGUUCGUCGCACAGCACAUCGCCGUCGGUUACUACUUUUUCGCCAUUUUCUGUUACCUGAUCAGCCCUCGCAUGGCGUAUCAUCUAUCGGAGCUGGUCGAGGAGCAUGCGUAUGAAACGUACGAUAAGUUCCUCAUGAGCCAAGGCGACAUUCUCAAGACGCAGCCUGCUCCUGAGAUAGCGGUGAGUUACUAUAACGGGGGUAACCUGUACCGCUUCGACGGGUUUCAGAUGCAGGCUGACACGGAGCGGCCGUCGCCGCGCGUGGAGAGUCUGUACGACGUGUUUGUGAACAUCCGCGACGACGAGGCGGAGCACUGCAAGACCAUGCGCGCCUGCCAGGCCGCGCAGACGGGGAAAGGGCUACACGAUGUGGGGUGCUCAGGCGUGGUGGAAUGCGCUGUGAACUCAACUUCUGCUGCAGACAGGAUGCCCACAGAUUGA